Centropristis striata (black sea bass) is the source of this 1574-nucleotide messenger RNA. It is a transcript of the gene pih1d2, whose product is annotated as PIH1 domain containing 2. The transcript is spliced from 5 exons. The record is from RefSeq and is a predicted model, not a curated record. Gene Ontology annotation, biological process: box C/D snoRNP assembly; rRNA processing. NCBI's taxonomy places the organism in Eukaryota, Metazoa, Chordata, Actinopteri, Perciformes, Serranidae. Bases 282 to 1235 code for a protein of 317 amino acids. Gene Ontology annotation, cellular component: R2TP complex; cytoplasm; ribonucleoprotein complex.
UCUAGUUCCCAUAGCAACUGACAACAUUGGCUAAACUUGCGACAGUAAUUUACUUUGACAAAAAAAUUAACUUUUUUAUAACUGUAUUUUACAUUUAGCAUAUUUCAAGAGCAAGAUAAAUGUGUAAUACUAUAGUCAAGCUGCUUUUCUAACUUUCCCUUGGCUAUACAAACUUUUCUCUUGAGAAAGUUAAACGUGUUUUCUAAUCAAAUAGUUAAAUAGUGGCUAGUUAGCGUUAAAGCUAGCUUCAGUGUUCGCUAAGUAAGACGGUAAGUUACCGCAUGAUGUCCUCCGCUCGCAGCACAGGAGAUGUUUUACAGCAAGUCAACCACUUUUGGUCCAUGUUGGAUGAUCUUUCUGAGACUGACCCCGCAGCAUACCGCAGUUUCAUUGAGAAACAGGUGAAGGAGGGAGCUGAAUUCAGUGCCCCGCCUGAGCUCGACUCUUGUUUGUGCACUGAAAUAGAGGAGCCUGAGAAAGGGUCGCUGUACAUCAACAUAUGCAGCUGGAAACGUGUGCCUGCACCUCAGGAUCCCAGCAGGCCUUUGCCUGUGUGUGCAGGAAAACUGGAAACUGGCAUAAAUGAAAGUCAAGGUAGCUACACUGUGUUGGACGUGGCAUUAAACCCUGCAGUGCUACAGGAAAGUAGGAAAGACAAAACAGAAGUUUAUAUGCUGGCCCUGAGCUUUGCCCAGCAGCAGCAUAAGAUGAGGUUAUCUCAGCAGUAUACUGUCGUCAGCUCGAGCCCGAAAAAUAGCUCAGAAGACUUGCACCGUCGGCUUGGGUUCCAGCAGUGGCCUAACACCUCUAGACAGCCAGACACAGCCUUUCAGACCCCAGCUGGCCUUCUGCAGCAGAUCUCUUCUCUUCGCUCAGAGAAACAACACGAGGCCCCGGCAACCCAAAUUAUCUGCAGACCUGCGGAGCACAAAAAGAAGGAUUUGAUCCAGGUCAUCUCCACUACAUUUGUGCAGCCUCAGAAGCCAGAGUACCAACUCGAGGUGAAGACUGAUUCGGUAGGAGUUGCUCACAGCAUGGAGCUGACAGUUGAGCUGCCAAAGGUUUGCUCCAUGUCAGAGUGCCAGCUGAGAAUCUCUAAGGAGGACGUCUUACUGGAAGUGGUGGAUGUCUACUAUUUGCUUUUGGAAUUCCCCAAAACUGUGAUCGAAGAUACUGCGUCUGCCAUUUUUAACAAGAAGAAACGAAGGCUUACUUUGAAAGUCGAUGUUCUCUGACCCUUUUGCCUUAACGAAGAAACAGAUACAGAAGUAAACAGACGUGCUGGGUAGAAACGGGAAAGUUCAUUCUGACAGAAAAUACCUCAAAAUAAAUAACCAAGACAAAGUAAAUUCCUGCGAUGCAAUUUGAAAAGCCUUGUGAACACUCUGCCUUUAGAACUUCAGCCAACAAACAAUAAGCAGCUCCCCUGCAAACUGAUCCACUUCUAAAUCCAAAAUGAUGUUUUUUCUACUGAAACAAACAUGUCAAUGUUUCCCUUUGUGAUGUGUGGGUUAAUCUGCAGCAGCAAAUGUAAUUCUUAACCUCCCAAAAAAAAUAAUUGACUUUGAUAACAA